GUUAAAAAAACGUCCCAUGUAUCAUCCAACAUUCUCGACAAUUCAUCUUACCGUUGCCUUAGCAACCUGGAUUUUUUUUGUCGGAAGCACACACGAUCAAGACUUACCAGCUGACAUUUUGGAGUCAGGUCUUAGUCUUUUCUCUAUGGAUGGUGCAACAAUUACCAAUUUGAUUCUCGUUAAGGAUCAAUGUUGAUGUUACGGAUCCUGAGUGUUCUUAUUUUUGGGCGUUAGAACUUCAAUCCCCAUACAAUUCUUUCUCAAAUUGAAAUUUACUCUGUUUACUGAUCUUGUUUCACAAUUUCAUUGUAGCUAGUAGUCUACAAUACAGUAACGCUGAUAAGAUAGUUAUAUUAUCUAAACCUUAAAAGUGAAAACUAGAAUAUAAUAAAACUGAGACUUCAACGCUAAUUUCUCUGUUUUACCUGUUUACUAUGUUUAUUAAGAUCUAGAGCCGUUGUACACGCUCCAUUACAGGUAGUAGCUAGUAGGGUUUGGAUGUAAAUAUUAUGAACUCCAUUGGACAUGCUCUAAGGUUAUCCUAACUUUGCUGAUGUUCCGUUGAGACAAAUAUUGGACCUGUUUGACACUGACUAUGUGAGAUAUAUACUCAGUCAAAGUGUAUGCGAAAACUCCAUUAAAUUUAUGUACGAAAUGUGAGAUUAUACUCAAAUCAAAGUUUGUGAGAGAACUCUUAUCACUUUUGAUUUGAAUUUUUGGCUCCAGAAUAUAUGUAUAAUUUUUACCAAAAAAAUAUAUGUAUAAUACUUUUUUGAUCACUAUGCCUAGUAGUGAUCUUGAACAAUAUACCUCGUGAUGUAUAAUAAUUUUUUUGAACGGAUUAUAUAGUUAUAAGCUCAUAAGAUAAACUAUAUUCAUUAACUAGUGAUAAUCUAUUUGUAUAUUCAUCAAUCUGGGAACGUGCUACACAAGUAAUCGUUUAUUAACCGAUAUAAAACCAGUCCAAAAUCAGUUUACUUGCGAAACCAAAGACAGUGAUACAAUAGCCUAGUGGUCAUCUGGACCUCUCAAUCUGGGUCCAAGUAAUUUUGACUUUUGGCACUUCAAAAAAAAAAAGCUGACUUUUGACGCUAAGCCAAAUUAAGGACCACUACCAUAACCGAUAUGUUUGACGAAUUGAAGAUAUAAAAAUUCAGACAGAAACUUCGAGUUCUGUUUAAUUAGUAAGAACUGACAAGACGCGUAAGCACGAAAACAAAAGAUUUUGCCAUAAUACUCAGGAGGAUAAAAAAAACUACGUGAAUGAAAUGAACGCUUGAUUGACGAUUGUAUAGUUUGAGUGAUUAACAUGUGCUAUGUGUAUGCAAGUGGGUUCAUUAUUCACGUCUUCUUCUGCGGAUGUUCUAGGUCAUAUACUCAUAACAGGACUUAACUAAGAUCCUACAUACCUUCAUGAUUAUCUGAAACGUAACUAAUACUGUAUGAACAGAAACAUUUGACUUUGACGUUCGAUUUUUUUUUUCUUUCUUUUUUGACGUUCGAUUUUUUUGUCCUUCGUUUAGUGACCGUAUAUCAGUUUUGAGGAAUUCAACAUUUAGAAACUCUCACAGAAACUUCCAUUGCUUUUUAAAUAGUGAAAAUAGACUGAUGCUUAAACACUAAGACAAUAUCUUGCAAGGAAAAUGAAGCAGAGGAGUUCCUUACUAAUCCUCUGUUCUGUUCUCAUUGUUUCCUUUGUUGCUUCAGUUUCAGCACAAACGUGCGUACACAACGGGAAGAACUUCAUACCCAACAGUACAUAUGACGCAAACCGCCGUCUCAUCCUCUCCUCUCUUCCUUCCAAUGCCGCUGCUCAAGAUGGCUUCUACAGCGGUUCCAUUGGACAAGAACCUAGCCGAGUCUACGCGGCAGGGAUGUGCAUCCCUGGAGCAGAAGCAAAUGAUUGUUCCGCUUGUAUCAAAGGCGCAUCUGACUGGUUGGUACAAGAUUGUACCAACCAGACAGACGCGUAUUACUGGGCACUUGAUCCAACUCUUUGCCUUGUCCGUUACUCCAACAAUUCUUUUUCAGGAUCCGCAGGUUACUGGGAGAUCGUACCUCAGUAUUUGGUCAUGAACACUGCAAAUAUCAACUCGAAUCUAACGGAGUUCAAGAAGAUAUGGGAAAGAUUGAUACAUAGUAUCAUUGCUGCAGCUUCCGCGCCAAAAAGCCGUUACAAAGCUGAUGUUGCAGCCUUGACACCUUUCCAGAAUAUAUACGCGUUGAUGCAAUGCACGCCGGAUGUUUCUUCUGGUGAUUGUGAUAAUUGUUUAAGACAAAGCGUUAUUGACUACCAAUCAUGUUGUGGAGAGAAGACAGGAGGCUAUGUUAUGCGGCCAAUCUGCUUUUUUCGGUGGCAGUUGUUUACAUUCUCUAAGGCUUUUGGUAACAUUACGUUGGCUCCUCCUUCCCCUCCUCCUUCUCCUCCUCCUCUGCUGCAACGUCAACCAUCUUCUGCUAGCGACCAGGCCAAAAAGACAGACACUGGCAGCAGAAAUAUCUCACUGAGAACUAUUAUAGCAAUAGUUGUUGCUGUUAUUGUAUUCAUCAUCAUUAUCAUUAUCAUUAUCGUCGUUGUUUUUGCUCGCCGGUCUACUCGAGGGGGAAAAUCAGACCAACAAGUUGAGUUUAAUCAAACUGGUAUCACAACUGUACGCUCCCUACAAUUCGAUUUCAAGACAAUUGAAGUUGCAACAAAUAAUUUUUCAGAGCGCAAUAAAAUUGGCCGAGGUGGAUUUGGAGAUGUUUUCAAGGGUACAUUAAUGCCUGGUGGAAGAGAAGUUGCAGUAAAAAGGUUGUCAAGAACUUCGGAACAAGGCGAGAAAGAGUUCAAGAAUGAGGUUAUUGUUAUUGCAAAACUUCAGCAUGGAAACCUUGUUAGACUUCUCGGUUAUUCUGUCAAAGGAGAAGAAAGAGUACUCGUCUAUGAGUUUGUGCCUAACAAAAGUCUCGACUCUUUCCUCUCUGACCCACUAAAGCAAGCUCAGCUAAGCUGGACUAAACGGUUCAACAUAAUCAAGGGAAUCGCUAGAGGGAUACUAUAUCUUCAUCAAGAUUCAAGGCCCAAAAUCAUACAUCGUGACCUCAAAGCAGAUAACAUACUCUUGGAAGCUGAUAUGAACCCGAAGAUUUCUGACUUUGGGACGGCAAGGAUCUUUGGUAUUGGCCAAACCAGUUCUAUCACUGAAAGGAUAUUUGGAACUGAAGGUUACAUGCCCCCAGAGUAUAGGUGCGAGGGGCAAUUCUCAGUGAAAACGGAUGUGUAUAGCUUCGGGGUCUUAGUUCUUGAGAUUAUAUGCGGAAAGAAGAAUAGGAGCUUCUGCUUCCCGGGUCCAGAUUUGGUCACAUACGCUUGGAGGUUGUGGAGAGAGGAGACACCAUUAGAACUCGUGGAUCAAACCAUUUUAGAGAAUUUUCCAGCAGAAGAAGUGACAAGAUGCAUCCACAUCGCGCUGCUUUGUGUUCAACACGAACCAACAGACCGUCCCCAUGUGUCAACAAUCGUAUCGAUGCUCACUAGCACUACCAUCAUUUCACAUGUUCCUCAAACACCCGGAUCGCUGGAUUCUUUAUACUAGAUACCCCAAACAAUCUACAAUCAUGAAAUCCAACUCUCAAACUACCAAUGAUGGAACUUGAUCUCGUUCCCUUGAGAGACAUUGGAACUGUUUUACGUUAAGCCAUGUUUCAAGUAUUUCAGUUAUUCAAAAGUUAUGUACGUGUGAAUUUGUUAACUUAUCACAGUUAUUUACACUAUUUUAUUUGUCAAGUAUAUUUUUAUCAUUUGUAACUUCUACAUUCUAAUAUCAGCUUUUUGUUAUAAAGUCCUCCGAUCUUUUCUCCUUUUGACUUAAAAGAAAAGAAAUGAUGUUAUAAUUCAUGGUGUUAUGAAAUCACACGCAUGAAAUUUUGGUUUUGGGUUCGUUUCUUUAGACUAAAGGUUAAUUAUCUGUUCGCGUAUUUAGAAAAUUUGGUUCGAUUGUUUCGGUUUAGUUUGGGGUAACAAAGUUGGGAACCAGCUAAUAUUCUAGGUAAUUUCAAAUCCCAUUUGUUACAAUUUUACGGUUAAUUCAAGUUAAUUUCCAACAAAAGAUUAUUCUAGUUUAUAAAUAUAACAAGUUUAAUUAAACCUUGUAGCUGAUUCCGCGCUCAGCAAACCUUGUAGCUGAUAACCUUGCAAAAAAUGCUCUCGCUUCUCUUAUGUUGCAAAACAAUAUGUAAGCUUUUAAUAGUUUGAAUGAAAAGCUGUUGACCAAAAAAAAAAUACAACAAGUUUAAUUAGACUUAUAAAUAUAAUCAACACAUACAUUAUCGAAUGCAUAUGCCAAAAAUUAUGAUGUUCAUAUGGGUAGCAAUCAUAUUUUCAUCAAUAACCAUGGUAUUCAAAAAUUAUCCGUGGAUAUACUUAGUCUACACAGUAAAAACAUUCUAUAAAUUAUUUGAUCAUAUUUUUGUACCGUUUUCUAUUACCUUCAACAUAGAAGUUCUAACACAAAGUCUCUUUGUCGUUUAUUAUAUGCUUUUCAAUAAAAAAUAAUUAAUUUUCAUGGACACAAAAAUGUACAAACAAAAAUAUCUCUUUUUCGGGUUAGUGCCCAAAGUUGUUCUAGACUUCUAGUCACGGAUCUGCAGUUGUCUGAUGCUCUAUGACAAACUUAUUUGAAUUCGUUUUCAAAAGGAUAAAAGAUAAACUUUCGUUUUCAUAAAAUGCAUUCAAUGAUUUUGGACACAGAUAUACAUCAGUCUGUCCCGUAACAGUUGUCGUUUAGUUUAAUAUUUCUUUCUUAGUUUGGGGUACAAUACAAUUUACUCUGCUCUUAAAAGUCUCAGCUUACCCCUUAUGUCAGUGGCGCAGAAGUUAAAUUAUAAGAAUCCAACCUAGGAAUAUGGUCAUCAUAAAUUCAUAAUUCAAUGUACUAGGUAUGAAUUUUUGAUCCGAUGAAUCUAAUUGAAUGUUAAAGAGUUUCUAUGCCUUAAAAUUGCAUCUGGGACAUUGAAUUUUCGAAGGCCCAUUGAGCCCAAGCACACAAUGUUUUGACAAUAAUAACUGAAUCAGAUGGACGGUUGAAAUUUCCUUUGAAGUAUCAGCUUGGAGUGACUUUCUACGACUCUACCUUCCGCCUAUAUAAUCCAACAACAC
Brassica rapa (field mustard) is the source of this 5140-nucleotide messenger RNA. RefSeq names its product cysteine-rich receptor-like protein kinase 13. The record is from RefSeq and is a predicted model, not a curated record. Gene Ontology annotation, molecular function: protein serine/threonine kinase activity; ATP binding. NCBI's taxonomy places the organism in Eukaryota, Viridiplantae, Streptophyta, Magnoliopsida, Brassicales, Brassicaceae. Gene Ontology annotation, biological process: protein phosphorylation; defense response to bacterium. Gene Ontology annotation, cellular component: plasma membrane.